Cyprinus carpio (common carp) is the source of this 1921-nucleotide messenger RNA. RefSeq names its product neutral cholesterol ester hydrolase 1-like. NCBI's taxonomy places the organism in Eukaryota, Metazoa, Chordata, Actinopteri, Cypriniformes, Cyprinidae. The record is from RefSeq and is a predicted model, not a curated record. Gene Ontology annotation, molecular function: carboxylic ester hydrolase activity. Gene Ontology annotation, cellular component: membrane.
UCAUCUUUGGUGGAUAUGACGUCUCUUAAAUGACAUUUCAAAAGCGAAGAUUAGCUGUGAGACGGCCUCAAACAAGAAAUAAGUCCAGAUGUAACAGCCGAAUUUUCUCAUGACUUUUUGAGCUUGAGAGGUUGGAGCUGCAGAGAGAAAAGAAGAGAGACAUCACUUCAUGAUGAAGUUGCUUGGCGGUGUUACCUUGUUAUUUGCAAUAGCUGUUGCCUAUUACAUCUACAUCCCAUUGCCUAGGACAAUCUCAGAACCAUGGAAACUGAUGGUGGUGGAUGCCACAUUCCGGGGAGUUGUGAUGAUGGGAGAUGUUGCUCACUCACUGGGUUUGAGCCAUAGAGUCCACGUUAUCAACUCUGCCAUUGUCAAUUUUGAGAGUCUGGUGCCGAUCACAAACCAAGAGAUCCAGAUUGAAGAUAUCCUUUUUGAUGGAGUGCAUGUACGUGUAUACCAGCCUCCUGGACAGGACGGAAAGCUGAGGAGAUCAGUUAUGUUCAUCCAUGGAGGUGGAUGGGCCUUGGGCGCUCCAAAGUUGGGGGGAUAUGACAGUCUCUGCAGACAGAUGGCAGCUGAGCUGGACGCACUGGUUGUGACUGUGGACUAUCGCAUGGCUCCUGAUGUGCACUUCCCAGUGCAGUAUGACGAGUGUGUGAGGGCCGCUAAGCAUUUCCUGAGGCCAGAAGUGCUGGAGAAGUAUUCGGUUGAUCCAGAGCGAGUAGCAGUGUGUGGAGACAGUGCUGGAGGAAACCUGGCCGCUGCAGUGGCUCAGCGGAUUGGAGCAGACAACACUUCUGCUGUGAAAUUAAAACUGCAGGUCUUGCUUUACCCAGUGCUUCAGGCGCUAGACUUCAACACAGCUUCCUAUCAGCAGAACCACAAUGUUCCCAUCCUGUAUCGCAGGCUAAUGGCCCGUUUCUGGUUGGAGUACCUAGGUGCCGACCUUGACCUUGUGCAGUCCCUUAUGAUAAACAACCACACAGCCCAAGAGCAAAACCUGAUGUCCUUAAUCCAUUCAAAGCUGGACUGGACCACUCUCCUCCCCAAACGACUGAUAAAAAAUUAUAAGCCUGUGUUUCCAGUGACAGGUUCUUCAGGUAUCUUAAAGGAUAUACCAGCGUUACUGGAUGCCAGAGCUGCUCCGUUACUGUCAGAAGACAAGGUUUUGCGUAUGGUGCCGCGUGCUUACAUUAUGACCGGUGAGCAUGAUGUUUUGAGGGAUGAUGGGAUGAUGUAUGCACGCAGGCUGGAGCUGGCAGGGGUCUCUGUCACUAACGCACAUUACGAAGAUGGUUUUCAUGGCUGUGUGAGCUUUGCUUUCUGGCCCUGCUACUUCUCUGUAGGAAUAAGGGCAGUGCAAAAUUAUAUCGCUUGGCUUGACGAACACUUGUAGUUAUAUUUAAAAUGUGUCUAUUAGGGAUUUCACACAUUGUGAUGCUAUCUUUUGCAACACAACAGAGGAUUUAUAUUGUACAUCGAGUAAAGAAAAGAAGUAUUUGAUGUUCUGCUAUUUUAAUAGAACUGUAUUAUGGAUUUCAAAUAAUGACUAACACAUUUAUGUGUAUUUUUAAAACUAAUUUACUACGAACCAAAUGAGGAAUUAGAAGAACCACAAAGGAAUUUCUCUUGAACUGAUACUCAGUUCUGACUACAUUAACAUACACAAGUAUAUGCACACGUUAUAUUCAGCAGUUAAAGUGAUUGUAUGAUUCUUGUCAAUUCAAAUUGUGCUAAAGCUGUUUUUGUGCUUGUCAUUACUAACAACUACUGCAUUAACAAAAAACAGAACUUAUAUCACCAUGCAUUUCAAUUGUGUUAAGACUUUCACUCCAAAGACCUGAAAUGAAUUUGAUCAUAUUCCUACUGUGAAUAAAGUUGAAACAUGUAUUGAAGCUGCAAUAAAAUAAAAUAAAAAUAA